CUUGAGUCCUGAAUCUCUUAGUGACUCUCUGACAGGAUGCCGCUGCUUCAGCCUCUGUGGACCUUUCUAGUCGGACACUCGUCCGUCCUGCAGUCCCCUGUCUUCCCUGUCCUCUUCUCGCUCUCGGCCUACCUGUCUUGCUGCGCCCCCUUCCUCCUGCUGGACCUGCUGUCCUCCAGGUGGGCCCUGGUGCGCAGGUACAAGCUGCAGUCUCAGAGCUCUGUGAGCUGGUCCUCAGCUUGGAGCUGCUUGGCUCUCACGCUCUACAACCACAUGGUGUUCCUCUUCCCAGUGACACUGAUGCACUGGUACCUGAGGCCGCUGCACCUGCCCCAGGAGGCCCCGCCCCUUGGCCGCGUGCUGGCCCAGGUGUUGGUCUGCCUGCUGCUGUUUGACUUCCAGAGCUUCGCCUGGCACCUGCUCCACCACAGGGUCCCGUGGCUCUACCGCAGCUUCCACAAGGUGCACCACACCUUCUCCUCCACCUCCUCCCUCACCACUGAGCACUCCGGGGCUUGGGAGACGCUCAGUCUGGGCUUCUUCGCCGCUGUGACCCCGGUUUUGUUGGGCUGCCACCCGCUGACGGAGCUGCUCUUCUUCCUGCUCAACAUCUGGCUGUCGGUGGAGGACCACUGUGGCUACGACCUGCCUUGCUCCACCCACCGCCUGGUGCCGCUGGGACUGUACGGCGGGGCCCCCCACCAUGACUUGCACCACCUCAAGUCCAACUGCAACUACGCCCCUUACUUCACCCACUGGGACCACCUAGCCGGCACGCUGCAGACACAGCAAGACUGACCUGCUGAUGGAGGAGUUCACAGACUGAUGGAGGAGUUUGUAGACUGAUGGAGGAGUUUGUAGACUGAUGGAGGAGCUCACAGACUGAUGGAUGAGUUUGUAGACUGAUGGAGGAGCUCACAGACUGAUGGAGGAGUAUGUAGACUGAUGGAGGAGUUUGUAGACUGAUGGAGGAGCUCACAGACUGAUGGAGGAGCUCACAGACUGAUGGAGGAGCUCACAGACUGAUGGAGGAGCUCACAGACUGAUGGAGGAGCUCACAGACUGAUGGAGGAGCUCACAGACUGAUGGAGGAGCUCAUGAAGUGAUUUUAACUCCUCUGAAGAUGUUGUUUCUGAACCAACUUAAAAUCUCUUUGCAUUAAAGGACUGAGGACCAGUAAUAUUUAUUCUUAGUUAUUCAUGUUUUAAUCGAUUGAGAGAUAUUUAACUUUAAUGUGUGUUUAUUUUGGAAAAUGUGAAUCUUAUUUAUGGUUAUAGAUUUUCUUAAAUGAUCGGAUUAUCGUUCAUAUUGAACAUCCGUAGUUUAUUGAGUUAUUCUGUUUAUUUUUACUGAUUUCAACACGUUCAUAUUUCUUCAGUUUAAAAGAAGAAUAGAGACGUUGAAUGUUUGUAGAGUAUUAAGAGUAUUAAUGUCUACUGUAAAUGUGACUGAAGAGUCUUUGAAGAAGAAUGUUUUGUACUGAAGUAAAUCACUGAGCAUAAACUUGAAUAAAGAUUUUAAAAUGUA
Messenger RNA from Pungitius pungitius (ninespine stickleback), 1527 nucleotides. It is a transcript of the gene ch25h, whose product is annotated as cholesterol 25-hydroxylase. The transcript has 2 exons. NCBI's taxonomy places the organism in Eukaryota, Metazoa, Chordata, Actinopteri, Perciformes, Gasterosteidae. Gene Ontology annotation, cellular component: endoplasmic reticulum membrane. Bases 37 to 798 code for a protein of 253 amino acids. The record is from RefSeq and is a predicted model, not a curated record. Gene Ontology annotation, biological process: sterol biosynthetic process; cholesterol metabolic process. Gene Ontology annotation, molecular function: steroid hydroxylase activity; iron ion binding; C-4 methylsterol oxidase activity.